Messenger RNA from Gambusia affinis (western mosquitofish), 665 nucleotides. It is a transcript of the gene ssna1, whose product is annotated as Sjogren syndrome nuclear autoantigen 1. NCBI's taxonomy places the organism in Eukaryota, Metazoa, Chordata, Actinopteri, Cyprinodontiformes, Poeciliidae. The transcript has 3 exons. The coding region runs from base 207 to 545 and encodes 112 amino acids. Gene Ontology annotation, cellular component: centrosome; ciliary basal body. The record is from RefSeq and is a predicted model, not a curated record.
UUCCUUGCUAACCGCCAUUACCAGAGAAGAAGAAGAAGUUGUAAAGGAACACCCGCCAUGCAGGAGCGCUUCAGUUGAGUUUUCACGUUUAAACCGCCUCUCUGUUUGCUGUUUUACAUGCAGUCAGCUGCAGAAACAUCCUCUGGACGUUAAACAAAAUCUCAGUUUAACUGAAUUUAGCGGCGGGAAUCUCGCUAAAAGCCACCAUGACCCAACAAGCCGCGGCUCUUCAGACCUACAACAACGAGCUUGUGAAGUGUAUCGAGGACCUGUGCUCGAAGCGGGACGAGCUGAACCGCCAGAUCCGACAGGAGGAAGACGAGAAGGAGAAACUCCAGCACGACAUCCGGCUUCUGUCCGAGAAGCUAAGCCGGAUCAACGAGAGCAUGGCGCAAAGACUGACCACCAGGGCCAGCCUGGACCGCACCAUCGCAGAGACGGAGGCUGCAUACGCCAAGAUCCUGGAGAGUUCCCAGUCUCUACUGAGUGUCCUGAAACAGGAAGCAGGGAACCUCAACAAAUCCCCAGAGCAGUGGAAAAAGUAGCACCAAGAAAAACUCUGCGCUCUGCUGGACCCUGAUUUUGCACUUUUAAACCCAUUUUCUUGUGUUCAUUUUAAUAAUAUAUUUUUUUCUCCUUUUAAAGCAAUAAAUGUUUGAUUUUUA